This is a messenger RNA of Fonticula alba, 276 nucleotides long. Its product is annotated as UcrQ family protein. The transcript has 3 exons. The coding region runs from base 1 to 276 and encodes 91 amino acids. Gene Ontology annotation, biological process: mitochondrial electron transport, ubiquinol to cytochrome c. NCBI's taxonomy places the organism in Eukaryota, Rotosphaerida, Fonticulaceae. The record is from RefSeq and is a predicted model, not a curated record.
AUGUUCCGCAAGACUGUUGAGCAUGGCGUUUCUUACAUGGGCCCCUUCGGCGCUAUGGGCCCCAAGUCCAAGGGCAUCAUCACCUACAGCUGGUCCCCCUACGUGCAGAAGCCCUUCUACGGUCUCUUCUCCAAGAGCAUCACCAACAUGGCCCACCGUGUUGCCUCUAGCCUGCCCUUCAUCGCCCCGGCCAUCAUCCUCAACCUCGGUAUCUUCUACUGGGCCGAGACCACCUACGCCAAGAACCAGCUCAAGGACCCUCGCGACUUCGAGUAA